Messenger RNA from Rodentolepis nana, 357 nucleotides. NCBI's taxonomy places the organism in Eukaryota, Metazoa, Platyhelminthes, Cestoda, Cyclophyllidea, Hymenolepididae. The record is from the annotation of a GenBank genome assembly.
GAACGAAGGCGACGGGAUUACAUAAAUUCUCAAAUAAGUCGUUUGAGUUCGCUUUUGCCGCCCGAGAUGUAUCACGAUGUAUUGAUCUGUUUCGGGGAAGACGAGACCGAUAUCGCGGUCUCGUUAGCAGCCACUCGUCCGGGAUUCCAUCACAGCGCAACCUCAUCAUCAUCUCAACCGCCCUGUUUGGCUGCCAAUAGAGGCUUGUUUGUGUUUAAUGUCAAUCGACGAGACUAUACUGUGCUUAUCGGCAGAAAGUUUGGAGAUAGGACUGGUCAGCUUUCAAUGCCUUAUAUGUCCUUAGCUUCCUGGGAAGCACGUCAGCCUAUGAUGCUAACCUUUUUCACCGCUAAUUGA